Molecule: messenger RNA, 966 nt
Organism: Histoplasma capsulatum G186AR
Lineage: Eukaryota; Fungi; Ascomycota; Eurotiomycetes; Onygenales; Ajellomycetaceae
Exons: 4
Coding region: 1-954 (317 amino acids)
Source: RefSeq, a predicted model, not a curated record
AUGGCAAAUGAGCCCCAACCUUCUUGCUCUCCUCCCACGACAAAAUUAGCGAUUUUCUACCGAGGAGGCUACGAAUCUCAGCUUCUGGUAAACGCAACGGGCUACGGCACAGAUAAGAAAUGGAAGCUAUUCGAGAAACAGAUGCGAUUCGGACUAGCACAGAGGGGUUAUACUGCGGAUAAAUUCCACUUUUUGGAAUUUCAAGUGCUUGGGACCCCGGCUGCCAAUCCGUCCAGUCAAUUUCAGAGCACAACAUAUUGUCGUGUAUUCGUGCAGGCCGGGGAUGCAAACACCGUCAUGGCGGUACCGAUGGUCAUGGGCGAGUUUGCCAUGCAGCACUUCUCAGGUUUCCAUCUCUCCCUAGAUCGACGAACGGCCCUGCCACGCCCUUACCUCGCGUUCUGCCCAGCUCUCUACCAACAACAUUCCCUCAAGGAAACUGUAAACAUUCUCAGCCCCUCACGCCCCGGUAUGGGUGAUGGUGGCCAAGAAUUCACAGCCACCUCAUCACCAAUCCCCGCCGGCCACCCGCCGACCUUCGAACCCCUCGAGGCGCGGAAAAACUAUGAUACUAUCUCCCCAAUAGACCUGAGCACGCUCGGCCCGACAACGCGCAUGCGCCUCGGCGACAUCGCCCUCGCGCGAUCAGGGGAUAAGGGAGCCAACAUCAACUUGGGCAUCUUCGUGCGGUCAGCGGGCCAGUGGGAUUGGUUCCGCAGCUUCAUGACACGAGAGAGGAUGCGGGCGCUAUUGGGCAAAGACGAUGAUGGAUACUUUAUCGAGCGGGUUGAGUUCCCGAAAUUGUGGGCGGUGCAUUUUGUGAUAUACGGAAUUUUGGGGCGCGGGGUGAGUAGUUCGACCAAGCUAGAUUGUCUGGGGAAGGGUUUUGCGGAUUACGUGCGGGAUAAGGUUGUUCAGGUUCCUGUGAGUGUUUUGGAGGUGGGGAGGUUGUGAUUGUGCCUUUUU